Messenger RNA from Neohortaea acidophila, 1397 nucleotides. RefSeq lists its product as uncharacterized. The transcript is spliced from 2 exons. The record is from RefSeq and is a predicted model, not a curated record. NCBI's taxonomy places the organism in Eukaryota, Fungi, Ascomycota, Dothideomycetes, Mycosphaerellales, Teratosphaeriaceae. The coding region runs from base 58 to 1314 and encodes 418 amino acids.
CUCCUCUCUUGAGAAGGCAAACAUACAAUAACUGCCCAAUCCACAGAAUUCACAACCAUGCCAUCCGAGCGUCUCCCCCUGUACCUCUUCGUCGGCUUCGGCCUCUUCUCCCUCUUCUACCAAACCAUCGGCCGCAACCUCUGGGUGCAAGUAGGGUACGGCUACACGCUGCAACCCCUCAGCGACUUCCCCUACACUUGUCGUCGUCUCAAUGAUCCCAGCUUCGAAGCGUGCGAGGACAUGUGGUUGUCCGAGGGGACGAGACAGCUCUUCCUCUCGUGUUCUGAUUCCGUGGCGAGGAAGGAGUGGUUGCCCAAUCUCGGCCGUCUCAACGCCACAGGCCGCAGUCGCAAAGACAAACUCGUCGUGCUAGACAUCGACAAACCCGCAGGGAACUCCUUUGCGCACCGCACGCUCGCAACGCCCAACUACCCAGGCCUAAACGGCGACGGUCUCCUCUCUCUCAUAGCCAUCACAGGCCUCGAAAACAACGCCGUCCCAGGCGGAGCCAUAGACCUGUACCUCAAUAACCAGCUCCCGACCGUAGACCCCAGCACCGGGCACCCCGUCGACAACACGCAAACAGGCGCCAACGCGACCAUCGAAGUCUUCCGCAUCACGAACCCGCAAACCGCCACCGCCGCAACGCACAUAACAACCUACCACGACCCGCACAUCGCCACGCCCAACCGCGUCGCGCCCAUGGCCAACGGCGCUUUCUACUUGACCAACGACCACGGCACGAACCGCGUAGGCCUCUGGCACACGCUCAGCCCGAUUAUAAAAACAGGCGACGUCUCCUACUGCCCCGCCCCCUCCGCCGCAGGCGUCAGCAACGGCGCCUGCAAACGCGUAGAAAAAGGACUAGCAAUGCCCAACGGCUUGUGGAUGGGCCGGCAGGACGGCCUGCUCUACGUCCCCAGCACAGCCUCGGGCCGCAUCAACGUGUACCGCCCGUCCGCCUCCGGCGAUGGGGAAGUCAACCUCAUCGAAGAAAUCCGCGUCGGCGUGCCGCUCGACAACAUCUCCGAGGAUGCGGAGGGCGUGUUUUGGGUGGCGGGGAUUCCGAAGUUGUUGGAUGCGAUGCCUGUGUUUGAUGAUCCCUUGAGGACGGAGGGGGUGCCUACUUCGAUUUUUAGGAUUUCGAAGAGAAACGAGAAGGGGCGGACGGGGUAUGUGAUUCUGAAGGCGCUGGAGGAUGGGAAGGGGGAGGUACUGCCGUUGGUCACGACGGUGGUGCAUGAUGUUAAGACGGGGAGGUUGUUUGUGGGGAGUGUGGUGAAGGAUUUCAUUGCGGUUUGUGAGAGGAAGUGAUCAAGACAAGAUCAUGAACAAUACCAACCCCCAAAAGAUACGCUAGCUAUGAUCAUUCUAUGGUUGGAAAUACUAUCUGACAA